AUGGGUUUUUGUGUGUGAAUUGUCCUAUGUUUGACUGCGCUGACCUUCACUUUUCCAUUGUGUAGUUCUUCUAUGUAGUAACAGUAGUAGGCUUUAUCAAAUCAACAUGGAGAGUAGGCAUUCUCUUAACUGAAAGCUACAAUCUUCCUGCCUAAAAUUUUCAACAUAUUCUCUUAUUUAUAGAGUGGUCUUUUGCAAAAUGAAAAGGUAAGAGAUGUACACAGCUCCGUAACACCAUGCCAACAUCGUCCCCACCACCUUCCUCAGUCAGUGAAAGCAGUGCAAAUGCUCGCAGCGUCACAGAUUCACAUUUGUACUGAAAGGUCCCCCCCGCUCAGAUUAGUUUUUUAAUGUUAAAUAGGUAGCACUUAUAGCCAACUAGCAGGACAUGAAGCCAGAACCAGACGGGUGGUUUUGCUCAUUAGUAAGAAGAUAUUCCACUCUUAACUUUUAUAUUGCAUAUCAUCUUUUUGUUAAAACUGUACGUUACGGGGAUUAUUUUGUUUUUGCAAAGCACUCAUUAAUCUCCAGCUUUGAAAAACACCUUGAAACUUGAAGUGAUCCAACAGCGUCGUACCGCCUUUCGUUACUGUUACAGCCGUAACUGCUUUUUAUAAGCAGGGCCCUCAAAGUAAGCACUGUCAGUGAUGGUGCUUACUUUUGAGAUGGACCAGACCCUCGUUGAGAAUCUCCUAAAUCAGUGGUCCGGACAUUUUUCUCUAACUUUUUAAAGCUUUUAGAAACAAAGCUUAUGUCACCCUGCUAAACCCGAGGGUGAACUCCAGAGCAAUAUGUAAACCAGACAUCUAAACACAACUUGCAGAAUUAAUUCCUGGUAGCUGUGCAAUCAAAAGAUAAUGGUUCCUUUUAUAAAUUCGACUGUGUGUGUUUUCUGGAACUCCUACAGCGGGUUAACCAUCGAAUAUAUCAGAAUGCAGCUCUGACUUGAAGACUGUGAUGUAAGGUUGACUUUGAGAAAUGCACGUAACAUAUUGCGCACAUCAGCAAGCAGAUCUGCUUGAAACCAGUGUGGUACCUUUUCAUCUGAAAAGUGCAAGUUGUUGAAAGUCAUUACUGGUUUGGUACUGUAUAAACAGAAUGCAGUAACAUUUGGCCCAACAGAAACCUUUUGUUAGGAGCUGACUUUAUGGAAGGAUAGGUUGGUGAGACAGCGAAAAGCUUUAAUGAAUUAAUAAACCUUUUGGUUUGUUUUGUUUUAAAUGAAUAUUUUUAUUAACACUUGCAUCCUCUGGAUCUGCCCCCGACAGAUGAGAACUUCACUCUCAAACACGACAGAGCCUUCCUGCUGUCGAUGGCCAAUCGUGGGAAGGACACCAACGGCUCACAGUUUUUUAUGUGAGUAACUUUUAAAUUUAAACAUUGCUUUUAAAAACUUACCCCCCAACUACCACUAUUUUACUGUCAUUCUUAAUAAAGUUUCUUAUUAGUUUUUGCUUUCUAUCCCUUUUUUGUUUCCUGUUUUGAGAUUUUAGAGUAGAAUUUGUCAUUAAGUGUGACCAUCAGCAGUCCCUUCUUCUGUGUGCAGUUAGUUUCAAAGUGCAGAGAAACAUUGGAUUCAUUCUUUUUCACCUACAAUUGUUACAUUUUUUCUCUUGCCGUUUUUGUGUAAAAUUUACAGAAACUCUAGCAUCCUGCUCUUCCAAGGUAAUGUGUCUCAAAGGCUGUGUUUCUCUCUCUCCUGACUGUAUUUAUCAUUGAGUAGUUUGUCUUUGCAAUUUUUGGACUUGCUUAAAUAUUUCACAAAUGGCUUGAGGUGACUCAAAAUGUUAUUUUGGCUUCCGUUGUCACAAAAGCAGGUUCUGAACAUACGAUUGACAUUUUCCUCCAUGAUUACAAAUUCUCGAAGGAGGAAAUGUAGAUAUGUAGUCUUUGUGCAAAUUGAUUUUUAUAACAGGAAAAAUGAUAAUGUAAUUUACCACACUCUGCUGUUGAGUGUUUUCAUAAUUGAGUUGUAAUCAGAUGUCAUUAAAGAAAGGUUUGUUGCACAAUUCCUUUUGAGAUUUUCCCUGUGGUACAGUAGCAUCCCCGCUUUGAUCGAGGUAUUUGUUUAUUCUCAUUCUUUUCUCUUUUUUCCCCACUUUCAUGGCCCGGCCUCCACCUUUGGUUGACUCCCCACCUCGCUUACUGCUGGAUUAUCCAUAAUCAGCACAACUAAGAUGGCGCCUCAUCUUGAUGGAGUCCACGUCGUCUUUGGUCUGGUCAUCUCCGGAUUUGAAGUGAUAAAGAAGAUUGAGGGGCUGAAGACUGAUUCUGCCAGCAGACCGUACGCUGACGUGAGAGUGGUCGACUGUGGUCAGCUGAUCACCAAGUCUGCAAAUGAUGUGCUAGAAGGCAAGCGGAAAAGAACUUCCCAUUCUGCUGACUCGUCCCUGAGCUCCCAUGACUCGUUCUCCCAGUUCUCCUCAUUGGAGUCUGAAAGUGAACUUGAUGAAAAGCACAGGCAUUACAAGCAAAAGAGACAUUCAAAAAGUAAACGUCCUAAAAAGAAAAGGAGACUGUCAAGGAAGGACAAAGAUGCGGAUAGUCUGCCUUCCAAGCAAAGCCCUGUGGGAAGAGAGCUACGGGAGGGAGAGAACGAGGUGGAAGAGGAGAGGGAGCUGGGUGGGAAGAGAGAGAAGCCCGUUGUUCGGCCAGAGGAAAUACCACCUGUGCCAGAAAACCGCUUCCUGCUGCGACGGGACAUGCCAUCUCAGGAAGAUAAAGCAGAAAUAGUUGAAAAAGAAGAAGCAACUCUUCCAGCUGACCUGAAACCAGCUGUGUCCAAGUCUGGACGGAAGAUCAGAGGCAGAGGAACGAUACGGUAUCACACUCCUACGAGGUCUAAAUCACGCUCUGCAUCUGUAGAGGAGCGUGGAAGCAGUGAAACUCCACCGCACUGGAAAGAAGAAGAAAUGAAGAGAACCAAAAUGUAUCAACCCCCAAGCAUCGAGCGGUGGAGCAAAGGAGACAAAUUGAAUGACCAUUCCUCAAGCAGAUGGGACAACAGAAGCGACUCUGCGUGGUCCCAGUCUGCAGAGCACUCCUCAGACCGCAGCUCGGAGAGGUCCAGCCAGCGCUGCCAACAGAAGAAGGCGAAGAAGAAAUCUAAACACAAGAAAAAGGCCAAAAAGCGGAAACAUAACAAGAAGAAGAGUUCCAAGAGCAAACAUCAAGACCAGUCAGAUGGAGAAAGGUCUGUGUCUUCAGAGAAAGGGUUCAGAAAAUCCCGUUCGCCAACUCGUUCUUCUUCGAGUCCACAUCACUCUUCAAACAGAAGGAGACGGCGAUCCUCGAGGUCAUACAGAGAUUCCCGAUCCUACUCUAAGUCAUACACAUCCAGUCGAUCCAGAUCUCGAGGAAGGUCCCUGUCUUAUUCAAGAUCUAGAAGCCGGUCUGGAUCUAGAGGGCGAUCUUUCUCUAGAUCUAGAUCUAGGUCUUGGUCCCAUUCUCACUCCAGGUCUAAAUCAAGGUACAGAUCCAGAUCGAGAUCUUUGACGCCACCCAGAAAAAGGAGUUUUUCCAGAUCUCCGAGAAAGAAAAAAACAAGCAAACCAGAUGCCAUGAUCCCUGUGAGUGAGAAGCUUCAAGAGAGCAAAGUCGCACCUGUCCCCAGACUGCCAGCUGUCCCAGCUCCCGAAAGUGUCCCUGUGAUCCCAUUGAGCGACAGUCCACCUCCCUCUCGCUGGAAACCGGGUCAGAAACCAUGGAAACCCUCCUACAUCCAUAUUCAGGAAAUUAAAGCUAAAGUAGCUCCCAGCAACAUUUCCUCCACUGGGCAAGCAGUCGAUAGCGCAGCAGAAAAAGCUCAGACUUCAGCUACGCCAAAGUCUCUGCCAGGUGACUCUGAAGACAACACAGCACAGAAACCUUCACGGCGCUCACGCAGUAGCUCAUCCAGGAGUAGAUCUUACAGCCGUUCUUACAGUCGCUCACGGAGUCGGAGUUACAGUAGGUCCAGGUCCAGGUCCACUAACCGGCACAAGAGCAGGUCAUCGUCCUACAGCAGAUCAGAGUCUGAAAAGUCCCCGAAAACAAGUAACGCAAAGAAGGAGUCACUAGACAAGGAGUGGAAGGAGUACUACAGUUCUCUGAGCAGAGUAAAGAAUUUGGAUAAGUUAAUUUCAGGAAGCCUUAGUCAAGAUGCUCACUCAGGAUCAGAGAUCAGGACAGACAGUGAGUGCAGCCCUGGUGUCAUUGGCUCUGUGGAGAAAAUAAAAGACAAGGGAAGCUCAGAGGAUCUGGAGACAAAGCAUUACAGUUCAGUGCCAGCAGAGAGUUUUAAUAGCAGGACUGAAUGGGACAGUGACAGUGAUAAGGUGAGCCAGAGCAACAGCACUAUCCCAUUGAAAAUGCAGAUGAGGGUGGCUCAGUACGCCGUGUCUCUGGAAAAGAAGUUGUCUUCUAUCUCUGGAUGGAACUCAGAAAGUGACUCUGAAAAUUUAACAGCUAGGACAUUAGCUAUUUCUGAAAAAGAGGAAGGAGAAGCUAGUUCAGAAUCGGAUUAUGAGAUUUCCAGAAAAACAUCUGAUGGAGGGAAUGCUCUGGCAGCUUCUGGUCAGUCAGAGGAAAGCCCAGAGAAAGCUGCAGAGCCAGAGAAGCGCAAGAGCAAGAAGAAAGCUAAACGUAAGCAUAAACAUAAGAGGCGAAGUGAGAAUAAAGGCGGUUCCCACCACAGUAAGGACAAGGCCAAGAAAACUAAGCGAAAGCAUCAGAAGCUGAAAGAGACUUUUCACUGGCAACCACCUUUAGAGUUUGAAGAGGAGGAAGAAGAAGACGAAUCCAAAAGGGAAAGACAUAGUCCUGGAAGAGUUGUUAAAAAAAGUCCUGAUGUUAAUAACCUCAAUGCAAAGGACCAAACUGCAAGCUGUAAUCCUACUAAAGAAGAAGAAAGGGGGCAACAGAGGACAAAAGAAGGUAUCAACAAAAAUGCAAAACACACUGAACCUCAUCUAGAGUCAUCCAACAGGAAUCGCACCAGCGAUUCUCACUGGCCAAGUGUCCAGGAGCCGGAGACAUUAGAUGACAUGGACAUUUGUACUCCAGAGCAUGAUGCUGAAAUUGUUGAACCUUCAGUCCCAUGUCAUCCUCAUAACAGCGUUCCUAAAAUAACCCUAAAAUCUACCUCAAACUCUUCUGAGAUGGAAAACAAUGACACUGCUUUAUCUCAUAGCAAAGAACAGUCUGCUGUUAGUUCCACAUCAACAGCUGGCGGAUCGCAAGACAAAGGAACCGCUGGCAAGCCUGCUGCCACUGUAAUCAAUUUAAAAUGGAGGCCACUGAAAGGAACGUCAGCUGUACAGAAUGUGAAUGCUCCCCCUGUCACUGUGAAAAAUGUCCAGGCUCAAGAGAACCAGACCGGCAACAUGCAGGGAGUGAGAAUGGAGAUAAAAAGCAAAAGCCGGGUCCGACCGGGAUCUCUGUUUGAUGAGGUCCGUAAGACCGCGCGGCUCAACCAGAGGCCGAGAAACCAGGAGAGCUCCAGUGAAGAGAGGUCCCCCUCUGUAGGAAAAGCAAAGGGAACACGCUCUCCAAAGACGUCCAGGUCCGUGUCUAGAAAGUCCCGCUCUGUUUCCAGUCACCGGUCACGCUCCCGGGGUUGGUCCCACUCCUACAGCAGGUCCAGGAGUAGAUCCCGCAGCUCCAGCUACUCCUCCAGGAGCCGUAGCAGGAGUUGGAGGAGACGUGGGAGAGGACGAUCUCGCUCUCGCAGCACCACGUACCGCAGUUACAGGAGUCACAGCCGGACAUACAGUAGAAGUCAUUCCAGAAGCCGCUCAUAUAUUCGCCGGAGAAGAUCCAGGUCAGACUCCUAUGACAGCUAUUCCAGUCGGAGUCGGAGUGUGAGCAGGAGACGAGGGCGCAGGCGAAGUGACAGCUACAGGAGCUCAGACCGCCGAUCGCGGUCGUAUGGCUCGUCCAGUCGCAGUUCUUCUAGGCGGAGGAGCCACAGUCGCAGCAGUCGGUACAGCUGAGCUGCGCCUUAAGGCAUCCUGCUGGUUUACACCUAAAGACAAGGAUCAGAACCACAAAGUCUGGACACUGUCAUAUACUCAAAGAUCAGCUCCUAAAGCUCUAAGAGGAAGAAUUAAAUCCAGUCUUAUGGUCAGUUUAACAUGGUUGUGUAUUUCCACCUGGCACAAGCUGGCAUUAUAAUUACUGAGGAAAUGAAUGUACAUUUAUAAACCACUUUACAAGCUGAUACAAAGGCCUCCUUUUUGGGGCUGUCACAACAAGUGGCUGAAAAUCUGCCAACACAGUCCCUCAAACAGAAAGUUUGAAAGUGAAAUAUACGCUAUACUUACUACUAAUAACAUGACAAAUAUACUGUAAAUAAUUAAAUAAUUUUAUAUUCAUGGAUUGUGUUUUCUACUUCUUUUAUACACUGAAGUUGUUACAAUAUAAGAGUCUAAUCGUCUCAGUCUUGAUGUGUUUGUUGAGGUUUUGCCUUAAGCUUUGAAAGUUUUCCUGAAGUCAUCACUGAAUGGAAUAAUUUGUUUUUAUAACUUUUUUUCAGUGCUUUUAUUUUAUUGUAUCAUGAAUGUUCAAACUAAACUCAAAGUAUGGUACCACAGAUGUAGGUUUAUUCAGUUCUAAAUGUUUACAUUUAAUAAAUACCAACACAUCUUCAACUCUA
This is a messenger RNA of Oreochromis aureus, 6634 nucleotides long. It is a transcript of the gene nktr, whose product is annotated as natural killer cell triggering receptor. Gene Ontology annotation, molecular function: peptidyl-prolyl cis-trans isomerase activity. The transcript is spliced from 11 exons. Gene Ontology annotation, biological process: protein peptidyl-prolyl isomerization; protein folding. Lineage: Eukaryota; Metazoa; Chordata; Actinopteri; Cichliformes; Cichlidae. The coding region runs from base 2178 to 5972 and encodes 1264 amino acids. The record is from RefSeq and is a predicted model, not a curated record. Gene Ontology annotation, cellular component: nucleus.